Molecule: messenger RNA, 1078 nt
Organism: Paramisgurnus dabryanus
Lineage: Eukaryota; Metazoa; Chordata; Actinopteri; Cypriniformes; Cobitidae
Gene: commd9
Product: COMM domain containing 9
Source: RefSeq, a predicted model, not a curated record
CCUUUUAACUUCUCAGGUCCCUAGUUUGGGAACAUAUGCCCUAACAAAGGAUCACGAGAACGAUUUGGGAGAUCUACAGAGAAGUCGCGUCACUGCGCCCCCAUUUAAUGUUGCUGAUGACUACAUUAGUUUUUAUAGCAGCGUAACCUUCUAUAUAACAACGAUGAACAACAGGAUUAUUUGAAGAAAACUCUUUCAGCUACCUUCCAAUGUCUCAUACCUUUCUCUUUAGAACCUUCAGUCACUAGCUAACCAGCGAACUCCAGGUGAAUUCACGUGACAGCGACUUCCGCUAACAACAUUUUAAUAUGGCAUUUCUUGGUGAGGAGCAGUUCAGUGCCUUGCAACUGCUAUUAAAGGCUCCGUCUAAAGAUGCAGUGCGGCAGAUAUGCACAGAGAGUUACCCAGCUGCAGCGCUUAAGUCUCAGUCUUUAGUAGAAAACAAUGCAAAAUUGCUGUCCGUGACCAAUGAUGAAGCUGUUCAGGUUCUGACAGCUUUUCACAAUCUUUCCCAUCAUGUUGUGUACCAUGACCUAAACUCUUCUGAUCAAAUCCUGCCUGUUUUCCCAGAAUCAUUCCACUCAAAUCUAAAGAAUCUGAUAGCCAAAAUUAUCCUGGAGAACAGUGUCACUUGGAGAAAUGAAGCCUUAUCCAGUCAAAUUUCAUUGCCAAAGCUGGUGGAUAUACAGUGGCGAGUGGAUAUGAAGACAGCAUCAGACUCUUUAAGUCGUAUGGCUGUGCCAACCUGUCUGCUACAAAUGAAACUUGAAGACACUCCAUGCAUCGUUGGUAGUCCAAAUGAGUCCACAGUUACAGUGGAGCUGAGUAAAGAGACAUUGGACACUAUGAUAGAUGGCUUGGGACGCAUAAGGGACCAGCUGACUGCGGUGGCAAGGAAGUAGGGCAGGAGAGAAGAUCUUGCACACAUUUGUUUAUGGAAUGUUAAAAGUAAAUGAAGAAUGCAGAAGAUGCAAAAGAUAAAGAACUGUAAACCAUUAUCUAGUUCAGCUUGCAAUAUGUUUGCUCAUGUUGUUUCAUGUACAGAAACUUGUCAUAUAAAAAUGCUUUUUACAAAUGA